Molecule: messenger RNA, 4593 nt
Organism: Eufriesea mexicana
Lineage: Eukaryota; Metazoa; Arthropoda; Insecta; Hymenoptera; Apidae
Exons: 17
Coding region: 609-3905 (1098 amino acids)
Source: RefSeq, a predicted model, not a curated record
GCCGGUUCGUGUUGUGUGUCCCGCGCGCGACUUCCGCCUGAUCGACGCUCGUCUCUUCUCCGCGACUCGCGUCGAUACGUUGUCGACCUCCAGUGUUUUCGCGUCCUCCAUCAUUCAGAACGCGGUCACCGGGUCGAAUUUCGAAAACGUUGGUAACUAGUAUCAAUUCGUAGCGUCUCAUAUCGUCUCACGCGUUUCUACGAGCUUGUGUGGUCUUUGCUCGAAAGCGGUUGUUUGGAUUUCGUCGAUCCGGGCAAAAUUUCAUCCUGUACGCCGAUCUACGCCGGUGUCGUAUAGCGAUCGAUGGUAAAUUGUUCGUCGUAACUCCCCAAAGAAACAGUGAUUCAUUGGACGUGCAGGAGAAACCGAAUCCGCGAGCAUCGAUCGAUCGAGUAUCAAGCUGGUCGCGGUACGUCGAUAAUCGUGCGAAAUAAGAAAGUACGCAGUGAACGAUCAUGGUGUGACUCGAGUGAUUAGACUGAUCUUUCGGAAAGAUCGACGAGGUUGACCGGUGGUUGUGUGGUGAUUGGUUUUGGUGGUGGUGCUUGAUACGCUCUUGGGUGUCGGAAACCCGUUGGCACCUGGGCCUCGUUUACAUCGGUUUACUCAUGCUGGGAGUUUUGAAGCGGCGCUGGAAGCCAUCAAAAAGGGCUUCCAGCGUCCGCGGACCCGAUUCGCCCCUGAGCUCGGAUCUGGCGCUUGAUAAGCCUCGCCCCAUACCAUCACCCAGGCAAAUCCACCCCUUGUACGGGGAGAAGGCCGGGCUUCUGGGCUACUGCGACCCGCUCGGUAACGCAGAGAAUUUCCCACCAGCCCCGAACAUCGUUGUCGAGGGUGGCAGAAUCGAGUUUGUGCGCCCCUCGCAGGAUGGCACCACGACACCCCGUAGGAACACCAUGUCUCGUGGCUCGCAGACCUUCAACGAUGAGUCCGAGAAGUCUGACCCUGCGAAGGUACGUCCCUGCCACUACAGCACCACCAGUUCCUCCCCGGCAUCGACGUGCAUCAACGAGAGCCUGGAAGAGCGAGUGCAAGAAUUGGAACAGGCCUUGCAAGCGGAGCGUCUGGCGGCUCAACGAGAUCGAGCGACCAUCACGAAGCUGCAACGACAAAUCAACAAGACAGAGGCCACGCAACGAGAUGUGGAACGCGAACGACGACAACGAAUGGAGGCCGAAGCUCGGGUACGCGAGGCUACGGCUAAAGCUGAGAGAGCACGCUCCAGGGUUCAUCAUCUUCAGGGAGAACUGGCCAGGAUGGAGGAGACGUCACGCCGGUUGCUGCAGCACAAGCACCGGGCCGAACAGCUGAAGAAAGAGAAAACUGCGCUCACGCUUUCUUACGAGGCACGCGUGCAUCAGUAUCAAGCACAGAUCUCGAAGCUGCAGCUGGAGAACGAGUCGAUGAGGGGUCAGCUGCACGGUUUGGAGGCUGCAUGUGCUGGUGAGGUGCAUGCUGCGCUGGUGGCACGUUUGGCGACCUUGGAAACGGAACACGCCGCCUUGGCGAGGGAUGCGGACGCUCAGCGUCGUCAGUACGAGCGGUGCUUGGACGACGUCGCCAACCAGGUGGUCCGCGCCCUUCUAUCCCAAAAGGGUCUGAGGGAAGAGAUCGGUGCAUUGCAGAGGCGCAUCCGCGAGCUCGAGGCUCAGAAUCGAGCGCUUUCAGGAUUAUUGGCCCAGGCCGCGAAUCCUGGAAGUCCGACAGAAUUGAUUCAAGGGAUCCUCGAAGCUGGACCAGCGGCAGUGGUAGCCGCCCUUGGUCUGGAUCCAGCUUGGGUUCCCUUGUCAAGGCCACGCUCGCUCAAUUUACAAAUACCAGUCAUGGCUGCCACGAAAUGUCGAAGGAACAGACCGUUGGUUGAAAUAACCGAGCACCAAAAUUCAGCCCAGAAGCCGUCAGAAGAGGAAGGUAGCGAGAGUCCAGAGAGCGGGAAUAGAGACGAGGGUUACUCAACGAUGUCCAGCGACGUGCAGGGUGAAGGUGCUCGACAAGAACCAUCCCGGGGGUUGGAGGACUUGAAGGAGGCGACGGACGAGACCGAGGCAGACGUUUCCCCGGAUGCACGACUGGUCGCCCUCGAUGCUGGUGAUCCAGACGUGUUGUUUUUGCCGUUGAAUCUUACCGUAGGAAUAAAUCCGCGUCACAGCUAUCCCCCGACCAAAGACUUGCUACCGUAUCAGCACGUGAUACGCAGCUUCUCUGACAGUCACCUGUGCUUGAGGCUCACCACCACGACCAACGUCACGCCGUACAAGCUACCGAGUCCCAUGGGAUCCUCUUCUCUGCUUCUGGUCGAGGAAGAAGGUUGGGAUGCCGAGUACGUGCAGCAGUGGCUUAGGUUGGACGACAGCAGAAGUGCUCAACAACAUCGAGAUCUACUCGAGUUGGAAUACGACCGAGCAGAACUGGAAGAUUGGAGUUUCUCGUUUUCCACCGAGGACCUUGUUCAAAACGAAUCCACGGUAUGGAAGGAACCCGCCGCCACCACCACCCCUGCGCUUCCAGCAAUCAAGGAACAUAAUCCUCUGGAAUUGGAAGAGGACGCGAACGAAUGCUUGUGGAAUGGUGCCAGUUACCUUGCUGAUAGAACAGGAGGCGAAUUGGUUGCGCUUCUCAUGGAUGCCCGGGCGUCUGGAUCAUGGCCAUACGCUACAAGUCCCGGUGCUUCCUGGAGCAGCGAGGAAGGAGCAUUUGAAAAUUCCAGCAAACGAUCUUCGGCGGCGUUAUCCGGCUGCAGCGACGAUCCAGACUCUCCUUCCAUUGGCACCGACUUCACCAGAGAUUUCUACAGACUAGUAAAGUUCGAGAGUACAAAGAGCUUGGCAAGCACAUCGUCGAGAAGCGGAAGACCACCGCCGGAUAGGGAUCAAGCUUUGCAAAGCGUACUGUCUUUUAUCGCCGAACAACAAAUGUACUUGGCCGAAUUACCAAACAAUCUGCUAGAACAUAACACUACGACUCUCGCAGCGGAAGUUCUAGAGGAAACCGAAAACAAGGAUGAAUCUGGAACCGAGGCGACGUGCACCGAAAUAGAAACGUCUGUCGAUCAAGAUAACAGCAACACGGAAAACGCUGUUGAAACGAGCAGUAACGACGAUUUGCUGGAUCAGAUACCUGUACCCUCCCUAGCACCGGAGGAGAGAAUAAUCAGCGCGGUAGCUUGUAAUGGUGGUGUCUCGUAUACCACAGUCGCGCCAUCUGAAUUGGGUGCUGUUCCUGAAGAAGACGAGGAAGCUGCUACUUCCUCCACGCCAAGCACGGUUGUAAGUCCAGCAAGAGCCCCGCUACUAGUCGAAGGUAGAGACCGAUCGCUGAGCUUUCACGAACGUGCCACGUCAAAGGACGUGAUAGACGAGUUGAAUCGAAUGAUCAGAAAGGGGGAAGAACACCCAGUCAACCAAGAUUCCCAGGUGCCGCUCGAAAAAUUGGAUCUCGCUUGCUGCUGUCCGACUGGAUGGGUUCACGUUGAACGAGAAAUUGACUUUACCGACCCAAAAGCAAGAGCCAAUCUUUUAGACGUGAUGCUAGAAAGCAGUGAAAGUUCUUCGGCGACAUCGAGCAGCGGAUCAGCCGGAAGUGACUCGGGGGAUGAACCACCGGAUUACCGUCACUUGCAUAGACUACAUCGAUACCGACGACAAAAGAAAGCAUCGGCGGCCCAGGCACAUCGUGUGCUACGACUGCCGUCAACCUGGGGUUCUUCGAGGCCGUCGAUUAUCGGGCGAGGUGACGAUUUCUUCGUGCGAUAUGGAGAUAAGGAGCGCGAAGCCGUGGCCUCUUUUGACUUCCUCGACGAGAUUGUGGCGCCCUCUUCGACAGGCUCGAACACUAGUCUCAUCGAUCUGGAUGACACACCGUCUGCUGAGCUUCGUAGUGAUAUCAUGAAGCUUUCUCCGCUCUAGGAUGAGCUUCGAUCCAGAAGUCUAUCGUAAAGUUACAUGUUAAAUGAGAACUCUUGUAAGGAUAGGCAAACUGUCCUGUUUUAAUUGUAGACCAUUGCGCAUGCUUAGUUUACACCGCGGUAAAUUUCAGUUGCGCCCGCGUUAAGUUCCGAUAUCUGUAUCAAAGGUACAUCAAAUUAAAAUGUACGAAGAUCAAUUGUAUCAUAACAUUGACUUUUUAUUACUCUUGUUACGUCGUACGUAUGCUUCUUUACACAUAUCGUAAUUUGCAUAUAAUUUCGAUAGAAUGGUACAAGUUGCUUUCCUUGUACCAAUAUAUCCUACGGGUGUUGUGCUAAGGGUCAGUAUAGUUUUAUUGUGACGAUAUCUAUUUAUUUUUGUUAAAUUACUCGAAAAAUCUUUAACACAAACUUUCGAUAAUGUACUCAUUUUCUAUACCAUGAAAUAUAGAGAAAAUUCGAAAAUAUUAAAAACAAAUUUUUUGUACUCUUAUUAUUUUAAAUCAUGUCUCCUUUUUGAAUAACAAAUAAAUAUUCCUGCACAAAGUAAAUUAUGAAAUAGACCAAUGAAAUAAGUGAUUAAAUAUAGCUAUUAUUGUAUUGUUUGCCUAUUUAUGACAGAGGUUCUCAAGAUGUAUGUCUUUUUUUGAUGUCCAACUACUUACUAUUUGUUAUGACAUUCGUAAAUA